CGCAAAACAUCAUCGUCAUCAACAUACAGACACACACACACACACCAUUCAUUCAAGAUGUCAAUACAUUUUACCAUUCAAGGAUUUGUAUGGCGUGUGUUGUUGUUGUUAUUGUUGUUGGUCCAUUGAAUGAUCACAAUAUAUAUUCCAGACGCACAGUCGUGGCAAUAAUAAUAAUAUUUUUGUGGGCUCAAAGACUCGUUUUUUGGCCGAUACCACCACCACCACCAACACAACGAUGAACGGCGACUGCUACCAUCAUCAACAUAAUCAUCAUCACCAUAAAUAAAUUUCCACAAACAACAAACUUCGAAUCAUAAUAAUAAUAAUAUUGAAACCUGUCAGGGCAGAUACCUUUUUUUGGUGGUUAUAUUCUGGUUAAUAUAUCAGUUUUUUUUUGGAGAUCGAGCUUUGACCAUAAAGUCAGAGUUUAUGAACCUAAAUUUUGUCUGGUCGAUAGAUGGCAGAUGAAUUUUUUUUCUUUAUCAUUUCGUAACUCAUCGAACAUAAUCCAGAGUUGUAAAUUUUUCCAAAUUUUUGUAAACUUUGAAAUUUUAUAAUUGAAUUUUUGUUUUUUUGUAAGUUGAUAAUAUUGGAAUAUGAGAGUGUGGUUUUUCCAAAAUAGCUUGAAAACAAGUUUUAUAAUUGUCGUCUCUUUUUUUUCUCUAUUUCUCAAUUGUCUCUCUCUUCUCUCUCUCUCUCUCUCUCAAAUUUUGUGGAAACGAAACAAAUGAUUUUAUGAUGAAUGAACUGAAACUUGAUGACGUUCCAAUUCUUAAACGUAGACAAAAUAAUAACAACAACAACAACAACAACCGAAAAAAAAUUCAUCCACCAUUUGUUCAUAAAGGAUUCUUGCAAUAAUAAUGGGUUCGAAUCUAUGUGAAUAUAUUCAAGAUACAAUCAAUAUCCAAUAUUUAAUACGACAAUUAUUACGUAUGGCUAAUGAUCAAACUGAUUGUUUGGCUGAUGAUUGUAUGGAUGAUGGUAUUAAUAAUAAUAACAAUAAUAAUCAAAUUGAAAAUAAUCUACGACAAGUUGACCAUGGUAUUGGUUCAACAUCAUUAACAUUUGGUUAUCUAAUGUUUACAUUUUUACUUAUUUGGAUGGUAUUACCACGUAAUUAUAAUCCACAAUCACAAUCACAACAACAACAACAACAACGAAAUCGUCGUAAUAAUCAAUCAUCAGAUGAAAUGAAGAAAUCGAAUCACAAUAAUGAUCACAAUGAUAAUGAUCGUGGCGAUCCAGGUCUUACAUCUUGAUUUUUUGUUUGUUUGUGUUUGAUUUGAAUUUAAUUUAUUUUGAAAAAUUUUAUGAUUGUUUUUUAUCUUG
This is a messenger RNA of Dermatophagoides farinae (American house dust mite), 1335 nucleotides long. The record is from RefSeq and is a predicted model, not a curated record. NCBI's taxonomy places the organism in Eukaryota, Metazoa, Arthropoda, Arachnida, Sarcoptiformes, Pyroglyphidae.